AUGGCGACGACAUCCUCGCAAACCCCUACCGAGAUACGUGGCGAAGUCAACGAGCUGCGUCAGCAUCUGCGGGAUCCGCAGAUUGACAGGGACCCCCUACGCAAGCGUGAGGUGCUGCGUAAAGUCAUUGCGCUCAUGACGAUGGGAGUCGACACGUCAAGCCUUUUCACAGAGAUGAUACUGGCAUGCUUCACCACAGACAUCGUGAGCAAGAAACUCAUCUACUUCUACCUUAUCAGUCGCUCUGAGAGCAAUGCAGAGCUCGCGCUGUUGAGCAUCAACACGCUGACGAAGGAGUGCAGCGAGGAGAGCCCGUUGGUGCGUGGCCUCGCGUUGCGUUCGCUGGCGUCUCUGCGGCUGCCGCAGCUGUUCGACUUCCUCAUCCCUGUCAUGAAGAAGGGCUUCUCCGACGCGUCACCGCAUGUGCGCAAGACGGCGUGCCUGUGCGCGCUGAAGGUGUUCCGCAUCUCACCUGGUGAGUUCCACAAGCACCACUUCCACGAACGCAUGCUCGGCAUGCUCCGCGACAGCGACUCUUUGGUGUCCAGCAACGCCUUAGCCGUUCUCGUUGAGGUGUCGCGCGUCGCCGAGGCGAACGGCACCACGGAGGGUGCGUUCGACGUGACAAAGCCGAUCCUGUACCACAUGCUGAACAAAAUAAGCAGCAUCCCGGAGUGGCACCAGCAGCAAGUAAUUAACCUUGUUCUCCGCUACACGCCAGCUGACGAGGAGGAAAUGUUCGACAUAAUGAAUCUACUUGAGGAACGUCUACAGAGUCAUAACAGUGACUUAAUUCUCAGUGUAUGUAACGUGUUUCUACGCCUCACGGAGAAUUAUCCUGCGGUGCAUCGGCAGGUUUUUGGCCGGCUGAAGCUGCCGCUCCUCACUUUGACGUCUUCCUGCUCUAAUGUGGAGGUGGCGUACGUGGUCUUGUGUCACAUAAAGCUUCUUGUUCAGCGCGAGCCGCAGGUUUUCCAGGACUCGUACAAAGCCUUUUACUGCCACUACACAGAACCAACGUACGUAAAGGCAGUGAAGAUCGAUAUAUUGUCGAUGUUAACGACGGAGACGUCGGCGGAGGAUAUCCUCAAAGAAUUUGUGGCCUACGCAUUUGAGCGUAACAAGGCGGUGACGCGUGCAUCCAUUGAGGCGAUGGGGCGCGUGGCGCUGCGCCUCCCCUCAACUGCGAAGUCGGUGCUGCAGUACUUUUUAAUAGUUCUAGAGCGUGACUGUGACCAUAGCCGUGGCAGGUGUCUCGUCGUAAUGAAGGACUACCUGCGCAAGUACCGAGAUAUCGCUGUUGUGCGGCCGUUUCUAGACACGCUUGUGGCGGUGUACCACGAGAUGAACUUCACGGACGACGAGAGCAAAGUGGCUCUGGUGUGGGUGCUGGGGGAACUCGGCGAGUAUAUUGAGGAUGCCCCAUAUAUUCUCGAGGGGAUGUGCAACAGCGGUCUGCUUGCUGAGACACCAGAGUUCCGUCUGCAGUUCCUCACCUCCGCACUGAUACUUUUCUUUAAACGUCCCCCUGAGAUGCAGCCGGUUCUCGGGGUGAUGUUCAAACUGCUCAUCAACGACUUUUCCAACGCCAAUGUGCAUGACCAGGCGCUGCUGUAUUACCGCCUCCUCCGCCAAAACCUUGCAGCGGCGGCCAAGGUCAUCUGCACUCCAAAGGCGGAGAUCAAGGAGUUCGUGGAGGACCAGAAUGCCGCCCUGCGGGACAAGCUCUUCGAGGAGUUUAACACACUUUCAGUUGUUUACCACCAGUCAAGUGACAACUUCAUGAACCCACCCGCAGCUACCAACGACGAUGAGGACGACGAGGAGGAGGAAGAAGAAGAAGGAGGGGAAGGAGGAGGAAACGACCAGGCAGGCGAAGAUCGUGGCGACAUGGACUCAAAAAGAGUCCAUGCAACGGCGGCAGUAGCAGCAGCAGCAGCAACAACGGCAUCUCAUGGUGAUGGCGAAUAUGCAGCGGCGAACAGGCAGGGUGCGGAGCAGAGCCUCUUGCACAGCGGCUUUGAGCUUGCUGAGGAUGCCAGUAUAGAGCCGCAAGAGUUCCAGAGCCGGUGGGGCGCUUUUGGUGGCGCGACAACUCUGCAGCUGGAGCUACGUUCAGUGCCCGACACCGCCGCAUUCGAAGAAGUCCUGGAGGACUGCGGCAUUAUCACACUCGCUUCUGGUGCGCAGGGAGGUGCGUUUAAGUGCUACCUUUACGCACAGGAGGAGGGCGACGACGACACAUACUUCCUCCUCGAGCUCUUUCUGUACAGCACCGGUGUUGUGAGCGUCACGGUCAAGUCUGACAACCCACACGUGCCGCAGUUUGUGGCGCUCUUCAAGAGGGUCAUGGAACAGUUCUGA
Messenger RNA from Trypanosoma grayi, 2364 nucleotides. RefSeq names its product Ap-4 complex subunit beta. Gene Ontology annotation, cellular component: clathrin adaptor complex; membrane coat. The coding region runs from base 1 to 2364 and encodes 787 amino acids. The transcript has a single exon. The record is from RefSeq and is a predicted model, not a curated record. Gene Ontology annotation, molecular function: clathrin binding. Gene Ontology annotation, biological process: vesicle-mediated transport; intracellular protein transport. Lineage: Eukaryota; Euglenozoa; Kinetoplastea; Trypanosomatida; Trypanosomatidae.